Molecule: messenger RNA, 849 nt
Organism: Prunus armeniaca (apricot)
Lineage: Eukaryota; Viridiplantae; Streptophyta; Magnoliopsida; Rosales; Rosaceae
Source: the annotation of a GenBank genome assembly
AUGGGUGCACUAGCAGACAGCCACCAUCCUUGGGCAUUCACGUUUGGUAUCCUAGGAAAUGUAAUCUCGUUCAUGGUUUACCUAGCCCCAGUGCCCACAUUUUAUGGAAUUUACAAGAAAAAAUCAACUCAAGGUUUCCAAUCGGUGCCAUAUCUGGUAGCAUUGUUCAGUGGGAUGCUUUGGUUCUACUAUGCGUUGCUGAAAAAGAAUGCUAUGCUUCUCAUCACCAUUAACUCCUUCGGAACUGUAAUAGAAACUAUCUACAUCGUCAUGUUCAUUUUUUAUGCACCAAAGGAUGCCAGGAAAUUCACCCUGAAACUAUUUGGUUUUAUGAACGUGGGGCUCUUCUGCUCGAUCCUUGUCCUUUCACACUUUGCUGUGAGAAGUGAAUACCGGGUCCCAGUUCUUGGCUGGAUCAAUGUCGCCAUUUCUGUCAUUGUUUUUGCUGCCCCCUUAAGUAUUGUGGCACAGGUCAUCCGAACAAGGAGUGUGGAAUUCAUGCCAUUUAGCUUAUCAUUUUUCCUUACAUUGAGUGCCGUAAUGUGGUUUUCCUAUGGUCUUUUCCUCAAGGACAUUUGUAUUGCAAUUCCAAACGUGUUGGGUUUUAUUCUGGGGUUACUUCAGAUGCUGCUCUAUGCCAUCUACAGAAACCGCAAACAGGUGAUCAUAGAAGAUGAUGAGAAAAAGAUACCAGCUGCUGCUGCUGCUGAUCAGCACGUGAAAAACGUUGUCGGUUUAACCACAUUAGCAACUUCCGAGGUUCAUCCGCUGGAUCCUCCUCCGCAUGACCACGACAAGAGCGUGGAGGUGGAUUCAGGCUCUCACACUGCUGCAGCAUCGUGUGCAUAA